CGGGUUGUUAUUCUAGUAGACAUAACCUGAAAGCCGCGCAAACCAGAUCACUCUAUACUUUUUACACUUGCUCAAUCUCUAAAGCUAAUUCGGAAACUUUGGAAUGGGAGUAAAGCCCGACGAACCAAUCUCGAUAGUAAGCAUUGGGCGGGCGAUAGGGAGGACGGUCUCUGGAUUGAUUUCUGCUGGCAAGGCAUAAGAGCCGUUACCUAUGGCCUGUGUGGUCUUCUGCGGAAUUACCCAAUGAAUGUCUCCUAACGCCGCGACGGGGACCGACCGGUAGAAGCAGACACAAAUUGACUCACUACAUGAACUGCAUAAGCAAUAUCUGGACGAAUAACAGUAAUAUAUACCAGACCCUUAUUACCUCCGUAGAAGUCACAUUCUGGGGAGGCUCGGCUUCUACCCAGGGCAGAAGGUGGAGAAGGCUGGACCGUAGCUACUAUACUAGGAUAAAAGUAUGACCUCUUUAAGAUCUGGGAUAGAUCUUUCCGAUGAUAUCCAUGGCCCACCCUCGAAAUGGCCAAGGCUUUAUAAUCGGGUAUAACUCGGAAGCCGGCUUGCGCUGGAUUCCUGCAUACCUCUGGCAGGCAUCGCAGCUCUUAGCAUGUGCUAUGUAAUCUGCAAGGACCGUAGGCCAGUAGUGGCCAUGUCUCCGGAUCUCUCGAAUUUCCCUCAGCGCGCUCGAUCUACCUAUCUUUCUGAGUUUGAUUGGUUUUCGCUCCUGCUGACCUUUCCAUUUAAUCACUGACAAAACCUACCUUUCAAUUCUUCUUACCCUAUGAGCUUUCAGCAAAGGACAGAUUUCUUGGUCCAUUGACAUCGAUCAACGAAAUAGACCUCCUUCUUUCACUUUUGUCGUUGUCUUCCAAUUCAAAUAGCCCCAUUAAGUGAGUGUUCCGCGAGAAAAGAGAGGCUGACAUCUUUUCUUAUCUAUCUAUUUUCGUAAAUGAAGAAGAUAAGUGAGAGCUUACUGACUGCAUCUUCUAAGAAGGGCUUGGAAGAAGAAAUAGAAUCUCCUUUCUUUUUCGAGAAAAGGUCCCAUCCUUCAAUAUCAUGAUUGGGUCGACCAGGCCAGAUCAUGAGUGAAAUAUCAUGAUCGGGUCGACUAGGCCAGAUCAUGAGUGAAUAGAAAAUCGAAAAUGUACAUAGCAGUUCCAGCUGAAAUACUUGGAAUAAUUCUACCACUUCUACUAGGAGUAGCCUUUUUAGUGCUAGCUGAACGUAAAGUAAUGGCUUUUGUGCAACGUCGAAAGGGUCCUGAUGUAGUGGGAUCGUUUGGAUUGUUACAACCUCUAGCAGAUGGUUUUAAAUUGAUUAUAAAAGAACCUAUUUCACCAAGUAGUGCAAAUUUCUUCCUUUUUAGAAUGGCUCCAGUGGCUACAUUUAUGUUAAGUCUGGUCGCUUGGGCCGUUGUACCUUUUGAUUAUGGUAUGGUAUUGUCAGAUUUGAACAUAGGGCUACUUUAUUUGUUUGCCAUAUCUUCGCUAGGUGUUUAUGGAAUUAUUAUAGCAGGUUGGUCUAGUAAUUAGGGGGCGGCCGUUCGGUCGCCUAUGAUACUAGGACCAAUAGGUCAAAAAUGGGUUUGUGCCGCAGGUGUUGAACGAUCCACUCUACACAGGUGUGGGCUUACAGGGCUCAUAAAGCCUUUCUUUCAUUCAUCAAUAGGGCCCUGGUCGGUCACUUUUCUGGGCCGGGAUCGAUAAGUGGAAUGGAAGUCAUAAAAAAGAUAUCUUGAUCUUCGCACCUCAGAUCAAGAGGAAGGGUAGCUUGUCAAGCUGGCCUAAAAUUUUAAUUAUUCUUAAUUAUUAUAUAUAAAAAUAUAUAUAAUUAAGAUAUAAAUAAAAAGAUUCGUUGUCUUUUACCCGGCUGUUCUUCUUUGUCAACGCUACUAAGGACCUAUAGGUUCGCAAUAAUUAAAAUUGGUUAAAAAGAAAGGGCGCUAUUUAGCCCUACAUUAGUAGAAGUAAGCGGCUGAGUUAGCCUAGCCUACCCUAAAAGUGGUAUAGUAGGGUAUAGUAGGCCAGCGAGUUAGCGAAGACGCUUAGGCUAAUAGAAAAGAGAGCGUCGGUGCGUAGCCUUCAUUCUACUACGCUACGAAAAGGUUACGAAAUCACUUAGCUCGACGUUAGGAGAGUCAAGGGGGAACGCCAUACCUACAUGAACCGCUGUUCGCUGACUUUCUAAGGUCUAACCUUUCGCCCCCUA
This is a messenger RNA of Erigeron canadensis, 2208 nucleotides long. RefSeq names its product NADH-ubiquinone oxidoreductase chain 1. The transcript has a single exon. Bases 1143 to 1532 code for a protein of 129 amino acids. Gene Ontology annotation, biological process: aerobic respiration. Gene Ontology annotation, molecular function: NADH dehydrogenase activity. Lineage: Eukaryota; Viridiplantae; Streptophyta; Magnoliopsida; Asterales; Asteraceae. The record is from RefSeq and is a predicted model, not a curated record. Gene Ontology annotation, cellular component: membrane.